Molecule: messenger RNA, 3743 nt
Organism: Cololabis saira (Pacific saury)
Lineage: Eukaryota; Metazoa; Chordata; Actinopteri; Beloniformes; Belonidae
Exons: 6
Coding region: 2269-3186 (305 amino acids)
Molecular function (GO): protein binding
Source: RefSeq, a predicted model, not a curated record
CACACACACACACACACACACACACGCACACACGCACACACACGCACACACACACACACACACACACACACACACACACACACACACACACACACACACACACACACACACACACACACACACACACACACACACACACACACACACACAUAGCCACAUAGACAUAUACACACUCACGUACACGUAUACAUAUUCAUACAUUCAUGCAUGCACACAUACACACACAUAUGCAUACACACACACAGUUACAUUUAGCCACAUAUACAUAUACACGCUCAUACACACACACACACUCACACACAUAUAGCCACUCAGUCACAUACGUAUACAUACACAUACACAGCCAGACAAACAUAUACAUACACGCACACACACACACACAUAGACAUAUAAACUGGCUUGUUCACCUGCAUGCUUGCUCUGUAGUUUUUGGGGUUAGUUAGCGAUAGCGGUAGCUUAGCUCAGACUGUGAUUUGGGUUGAUUGCUGCUUGUCUUUUGUCGGCUCCUGAUGGUUUUGUUGGUUUUGUGUUUUGUUUGGGGUUUUUGUUGCAGAUUUCCAGUGCUUGACGUGAGACCAGCCCCCCAAUCUCGCACUCAGAAGGCACGCCGAUUUUUCCCAGUGGCCAGCCGCGGUACUGCAACAAAAAAUCCCAUGGGGCCCAGAAAGCUUUUUUCCCAUAGACCGCAAUAGUAAAAGAGAAGCCUCUAAAACUGUUCACAGGAACCUCCAGCUGUAAUCACCGGCAAUUACAUAUCUUUGUAUUCUAUAUUUUUAAGUCAUGGACUUUAUAUCCGUCAAAAAUGUUUUAUAACGGCCAGAAAAGUCAAAGAAAAGUCUCUUUCUGGGCGUGACGUCACGGCCGUGUCCGUGCCAUUGAUGUUGCCCCCCCCCCCCCCCUCGUUUGGAAGUAAACAAUACAUUUACAAUUAAUUUUAGCUCAUAAUCUGAUGAAUGAGUUUCUCCAUGAGAACAGAAAAGGUCUUUGUCAUAGUCAUGGAAACAGCUGCCCCUAAAACUGUAUAGAUGAGGUGAAGACAAUAGGAAGGGUGAGUGUGUGCUCAUCAGAGCUGGUAGAGGAGCCAAAAAUUGUACUCAAGUAAAAGUACUGUUACUUCAGAAUAAUAUGACUCAAGUAGAAGUAAAAAGUAGUCAUCCAAAUAAUUACUUGAGUAAAAGUAAAAAAGUACUUGGUGAAAAGACUACUCAAGUACUGAGUAACUGUUGAGUAACGUCUGAUUUAUUUUUUUAACACAACCAUUCAAACAGACAAAAGUACAAAAUAAUCAUCUUCAGGCAAAUUAAAUCAAUAAAAUAAUAAAAUAAAAUGAAAUUAAUAAAAAAUAGCAUAAAUUAAAAUAAUCUUAAAGUAAAUUCAAGUGCUUUAAUAAAUAAUAGAAUAAAUAAAAUAUAACAGAAUAAAAAAAAAAUUAAGCACAAGUAGCACAAAAUUUCAAGCCUUUGUACUUUUCUUUUUUAACCAGCAGAACUAGAACAAACAUGAACUCAUAGAAACUCUGUGUGUGUUUGAGUCUGUGUAAAUGUGACAAAACAUGCAAAAACAAACAUUUUUCCCAAAGAAUCACUCAGUGAUGUCAUGAGAUUGACGCGUACGUGGAUAAAAGGGAUAAAAGAAAAGUAACAGCUCAACGUAGCCUAAUGUAGCGGAGUAAGAGGAACAGUUUCUUCUUCACAAAUCUACUCAAGUAAAAGUAAAAGGUAUAGUGAUUCAAAACUACUCCUAAAAGUACAACAUUUCCCAAAACUUACUCAAGUAAAUGUAACGGAGUAAAUGUAACUCGUUACUACCCAGCUCUGGUGCUCAUUAGAUGUAACUGCAUAGAUCCUUGUGAAUUAUGAAUGUGUUUCUGAAUGGGUGAAUGUGACAUGCAGUGUAAAACCACGUUGAAUCGUCAACACGAUUAGAAAGUUUAGAAAUUAAAAAUUCCCUAUUUUCCACCAUCUAGUUGUGGUUCUUGCUUUGACCCAAUUGCCUGACCUGAAUUCAGUCAGGACAAGCUGCACCAGGAAGCACUUCAGAAAACAAUCAGACUGGGGGAUUGGAGAAAUAAAAGCCAGGAGAAGAAAACAGGACGAUGGCAAACUUAAUCAUUUUAUUGCUCAAGGUAAAGAAGCAACAAACAUUCCACCUUUGACACUUUGAUUCACAACAAGUCCAAACUGACAAUUCUUAGCAUCUGCCCCAUUUUGUCAGAAAGGAAAUAAAAUAAGGUAAUAAUUGAUCAUAUUGUGGUUGAUUAUUUACAGAAUGAAAUACUAUUUAAGGACGGGUUUACACACUCUGACAACAGUCAUAAACAUGUUUCUUCCAUUGUUGCUGCUGAUCUGCUCUCUCUCUUCAGCUCAGAUUCAAGCCUUCGAGUCUGACAAUGAACUUGGAGUAGAUUUAAGACAAACUGAGGUGACAGGAGGAGAAGCAGGAAAUGUCUCUGAGCAACAACCAACGUGUACGCAGGAUCUCCAUGCAGUGCUGAGGGAGAUGAGCGGCGUGUUGGCUGGACUGAAGGUUGAGAUGAGAUACUUGCAGCGUGAUAAUACAGAACAAGCUAAAAAGACCAGAGAAUUGGAGCAGCAGUACCAAGCACAAUCAGCUAAGGUGAAUCAACUGGAGUCACAAAAGACGGAGCUGAAGCAACAGUACCAAGAACAGGCAGCUAAGCUGGCAGAACAGGCAGCUGAACUGCUCACCAUUAAAGCCAGAGCAAACACAACAGAAAACCAUGUGAACACUCUGACAAGAGAAGGAGAAGUGAAACGAGUGGCUUUCUCAGCAUCUUUGAUCACUUCUGGUGUAGAAACUAUUGGACCAUUUAACGCACACACCAACCUGAUCUUCAGAAACGUUGUUACAAAUGUUGGAAAUGCCUAUAACCCAAACACAGGCUUUUUCACAGCCCCGGUGAGAGCAGCCUACCACUUUGAGUUCUACAUUUAUGGAUACGGACAUCCUUCACAUGGUACUGGUGCUGCGCUGGUCAAGAAUGGAGAACAUGUUGUUAUUGCCCAUGAACAUCAGACUUCAUUUUCUGUUAAUCCUGCUAAUGGUGUCACUUUGUUAUUAGAGGUUGGAGAUGUUGUUUUUUUGCGUCAGUGGGUAAACUCAAGGAUUUACGACGAUUCUAAUCGCCAUACUACCUUUAGUGGCCAGCUUCUUUUCACAUUGUGAGAGUUCUUCAGUUCACUAAUACUCAUGCAGUUUAUUAUCAGAAUGUAUCUUUGUAUUUCCGUUUUCUAAAUGAUGUAAACACAGUCUUGCUAUUAAAGUUUUAUGUUCAGCUGCAUCUGUUUCUGGAUUUGCAUGAAUGUGGUAACUACAGGGACCUAGUUCAAGCAGACGUACCAGCUUUAUGCUCACUCAUACCCCGGUGGAUGGUUUAUUCCAGUUACUCCAUCUGCUUAUAGGACUUGCUGCUGCUUUUAAAUCUCUACCGCCUCCCCAGCUCUUCCUGUAGGCUAUAAUUCUAGGAAAGGAGCAUCAUUUUAAUCACCCCCAAUAUAUGUAUGUCUUCCUUAAAAUAGGGGAUUUAUUUAGAUUGGAUUCUCUAAGACAAAGUGUUUUAGCAGUAGGAAAACUGUUGAGCUCUUCAUCACAUGACUUGUCUGAUUGAACUAUACACUGUAACGGGGCGUGAUGGAUUUUUAUUUUUUUUUUAAUGAAAGCUGAACGUGAUUGAUCACAUGUUUGUUCUUUUCAAUUAAUUGUGGUGGUGUAUAAAGAUAAAA